AUGCAUUGGUUCCGCCCUCACUUCCUCGUAUCAUGUAGCGUCUUGUUUCUUGUCUUUGGUGGUUUGGACAGCGCUUCGAUCAUGAUCGGACCAAAUGGUAUUCAAUUGAGUGGACAAAACGGCAAUGAUCAGUUUAUCAACAUUGCUUUGCCAAUUAAUGGUUUCAAAGUACAAAUUAGCAGUGACGGAGGAGCAGUUUCUAGUUCGGUGGUGAAUGUACCAGUGAUAGAAACAGCUAAUUACCGAGUAGAUGCAUCUUCAGCUGGAAUAGGUACGCAACAAGCUGCGUCUGCUGGGACUGUCAGAUGGUAUCCUCAAAUGUAUUCGAACCUCGGUUUUACCGCUAAUACGUCAAUCAAUAGGCAAGCCGAUCCUUCUGUCAACACUCAACUCGAAACUCAUCGCAGUUCACAAACACAUUCGUCACCGAACGUUCAGGUUCAAUCUCCAAAUCGCUUCACUGUCAAUGAAGCUAUACCUCAUGUAUUCGUCUCUUCACCUGCUCCUCAAGUCCAAAGCAAACCUUCAAACAGCAAUGGAUGUGAAACACAAGUUGGUUCAAAUGGUGAAAAAACGAUCAGCAUGGCUAAUGGAAAUGUGAACAUUGUUGGUCAAAGUUUGUCAUGCAACUAA
Messenger RNA from Adineta ricciae, 633 nucleotides. Lineage: Eukaryota; Metazoa; Rotifera; Eurotatoria; Adinetida; Adinetidae. The record is from the annotation of a GenBank genome assembly.